Messenger RNA from Medioppia subpectinata, 1234 nucleotides. Lineage: Eukaryota; Metazoa; Arthropoda; Arachnida; Sarcoptiformes; Oppiidae. The record is from the annotation of a GenBank genome assembly.
AUGAUGAGAAUAUUAGCGAUAGUGUUGUCAGUCUUAGCCCUCGUCUCAGCCCAUCCUCUCAUUCAAGAGACCAAUGAUUUGGAAAUUAUUGCCAAAAAUAUUCUCUCGAAUCACCACAAAUUGGGUUCGUUUCGCAUUGAAGACAAUCACAGCUAUAAUGACGUGAAUUGCGAACAAAAUGUCGUCGUUUCCGACGAAGAGCUGAAGACAAUCGAGAAAAUGGCCGUCAAUUUGAUGGACGGUUUCGAGACGUCUUCACUGAUCACUGACUACAAGACGUACAAAGAGCUGAAGUGGAAGUACUUCUUGAAAUGGAUCCGUCGGUCGCGGUGUCUGUCGGACCGGUCGUCGGAAUCGUUGCCACACUUUGUCUGCUUCGGCGGUCUCUUCACAUCACUGCUGAUGACGCCAUCGCUUGUGGAGGACUGGACUCUUGUGGUGACGCGUUUCAAAGACACGAUUUUCAUGAAUAAGGUUCGACUCAAUGAGGACUGGAAACGGGGCCGAAGACAACCACAACCGGCGGUCGAUUCCAACCCAUCGGUCGGCGGCGACGGAUCCAAACAGUUUGUCGACAAAAACACAUACUUCGCGGCAAAAGUGACACAAAUUGUGACCAAUGGUGACAAAGAAGCCAACAGUAGAGCCGUUAAUGAGUUUGAAAAGUGUUUCAAUUGUUAUGAAUCGAAAAUCGGCGGCCAUCGAUUGCUUUUGAUGUCAGAAAUGGAUGCCAUCGACGAAGAGGGCAAUCAGUAUGAGAUCAAGUGCUCGAAGAGUAUGGCUUUCGGACAAAAACUGCUCCAAUGGUGGGCUAAUUGUGUGGUCGCAGACAUCGACCGCAUUAUCGUUGGCCUCAAAGACUCGGAGGACGUGUUGAAAGAGAUCCAAACCGUAGACGUGUCUGAAAUCCCGUCGAUGUCUUCGUUUCGAUGGAAUACUGACGAGUCGUUUGGUUUCGUUAACCGGUGUUUGAAUUUCAUUCAAGAAGUACUCAAAGACAGCAAAGAUUUGGACACUUUUCGUGUGGUAUUCCGCAAGAGAUUCAAAAACAUUAGGGUUUAUAAGCAGUCGACCCAUGGAUUGCUUCCCAAUUGGUUCACCGCUGAGGAGGAAUGGGAUGAAUGGGACCAUCAGUUUGACACUCAAACCACUCGUUUAUAUUCACACAAAUAAUCGCUUUUUUUGUAUUGCUUUGAUUUUAAUUAUAUUUUGUUUGUUUGACUUUUCAUUUGUC